This is a messenger RNA of Phytophthora nicotianae INRA-310, 243 nucleotides long. RefSeq lists its product as hypothetical. The record is from RefSeq and is a predicted model, not a curated record. The transcript has a single exon. Bases 1 to 243 code for a protein of 80 amino acids. Lineage: Eukaryota; Oomycota; Peronosporomycetes; Peronosporales; Peronosporaceae.
AUGAAUAAGAAUGGUCUCAGCAAUGCACGAGAGGUUCUAGGCAAGAUUCCAGUGGUGAAUCCAGCUCCAGGUCAGCCCAAGUACACGAACUCUUUGGCCACAGACAAGUUCAUGGCUCUGUUUUAUCGAACGGUAGAUUCUGAGACUGAAGAGGUGCUUCGCCUCAAUAAGGCAGCUCUGGUCCAUGCUAAUAGCCAACUAGCAGCCUACCUUGAUGAACACUGGUGGAAAUAUGAAAACUAA